Molecule: messenger RNA, 1371 nt
Organism: Entamoeba invadens IP1
Lineage: Eukaryota; Evosea; Mastigamoebida; Endamoebidae
Exons: 2
Coding region: 1-1371 (456 amino acids)
Source: RefSeq, a predicted model, not a curated record
AUGGACAAUGCUACUGUUUCACUGAACCCCCCAUGUGUAAUGUUAAAUAUUGUUCGUAAAGAACAAGACACAAUCCCAUUUUGUUUUAUUUCAGAGGAGAUGUUUUACGAUAAGUAUAAAGGGCAUACACAAACCAUGUGUGGGUUAUGUCUGAAUUUGCAUGGAGCCUCACAAAUGUCUUCUGAGUGUAUGGUAGUUGGCACGUUCCAUGUUAACUCGACUUCUCAAAGAAAUCAAUUUAUGAUUGGAGACUUGAUGUUCGACGUUUCGAAAGUGGUGUUGUUAGAUGAAGAAGUUAUUGCAAGACUGUCUUCGUCAACCGCAGUUGUUAACGCGCUGAUUGGUGAAGUUACAAUAAAGAAAGAGUUGUGUUAUUUGACGUUAUUGCCAUUUAUCAUACCCAAAAGGCAUCAAGACAAUAUGGUACAAGUCCAGGCAGUUGGUGUUCAAACACCAAUUCAUAUUCUUCAGAUCAACAAACAGGAGUAUUACAUGGAUGACACGUCUAACUUCUUCAUUCCUUUUGGGAAGUACGUGUUAUAUGCCUUCGACACUUUAGGAAACAACUCAGUCAAAUUUAAUACCAAAGGCUGGGACUUCACAACAAGACUUCCAGCUGAAAGUACAUUUGUGAUUGAGAGCAAUGACACACAAUGCGAAUACAGACCAAGUAAUGUCAUUUAUAACAAAGAAACAUUCGACGGGACACUUUCAUGGGCUAUUUAUGCAUAUUCGCUCGAAAAGGAUUUGUACUUCCAAUUACAUCCGGACGCAAGUGGUAUCAAAUUUAAAGCUGUGUCGACGGUCACUGUCAUUAACAUUAGGUAUUUGUCGACUUUAAUAUUCUCCAAACAUUUCAGUGAAAUAACAGCAACAUUUAUUCAUGAUGGAAAAUAUCAUUUUCAAUACUCACAAUUGGGCAUGGGUGCUGUAAAAUCCAAUACAACUGAAAAGCAGUUUUUGUGUAGUCCACUCGAUGUAAUCUCGUCUGAAACUAUUGACAGUGCUACUGGAAAUCAUAUUCUGAAAUUGAAAGCGUCGAUGGAUCACAGGUGUCGAAACUUCGGCAAUUUUAUUAUGUUUGUAUUUGCAGCAAGUGAAGGCGCAGAAGUAACAAUUACUGAUUUGACGUUUGUCCGUCGUCAGUCUCAAAAGCGUGAAAACGAGUGCUCUUCUAAACAGUUUUUAUGCCAAAAUCAUGAGUGUAAUUAUAUGUUUAAUUCGUGCACAAUAGAGUGUGGGUAUUGUCGCGCUGGUUUCACUUGUUCUGAAAGUGGAAGUUGUUUGGUCGAUGAUAAUAACAAUAUUCGAGACUUCAAUUUGGGAGUAGAACUAACACUUCUCGUUGUUUUUCUUAUUGCUCUUUUAUAA